CCUUAUUUUCAAUCAUGUAAACAAAUGAUGGCAAUCAUAUCAUGUUCAAAGAAGAGAUUCAGGAUUUAAGAAUUAUUCUUCCUCAUUCAACUGACGUAUUUAGUAUUAUAUACCGUAGAAAUGCACAUUCGGUUUCUUUUGAGGACGAGGCAGUGACAGGGUUUUCCUCGCGUGCAGAAGACAGAAAACACGUUAUCAUUUGUUGGUGAGCCAUUUUUGUUGAAUGGUUCACCGUAUAAAGAGGUAAAGAAGUGAGGAAGUUACCAGUACUACUACUUGUCUUAUAGUAACACAGAAUGGUUGCAGUAUAAAGAAUUCAAACAUGUAGCUGCUUAGAGGGGAGGAGAAUGAGUUGUCUCACUGGUGAUGACCUGGCCAGGCCAGCCAAGGACCUGCCAUUAAAGGUUAUCAGAGACUUGGGUCACAUGUUACACAGGGCCCAAUACAACAGUGGUAACUGGGAAACUAUUGCAGAAGACCUGGGAUAUGAAUAUGAGGAGAUUAAACAUUUCAACACAAUGGCAAAUGUGAGGCAGGAAGUUGCACCUGGUGAACUCAUGCUCAGAGACUGGGUGCAGCGUUUUAACGGUCGCACACUGUUUGUGUUGCAUAGCGCCUUGAUGAAGGCAGAGAGAUUGGACUGUGUAGACUACCUUGAAUCAGAAAUUUAUAAGCGUGUAGUGUGCAUGGAGCUGAUGGUUUGUGUAAGGCAUGAAGAUUGUAAGCCUAUAGACCACCUGUGUGUAACAACUCGUGCAGAAUCCAACCUGCUUGACAGUUUACAGAACAUUCUUGACCAGCCAUUGCCAGAAAAAUAUAAGCUGUUAGAUCAGGGUGUAUCUUGGACAGGAACAAAAGCCAGGGAAUUUAAGGGUCGUCAGCUAAUGUUGAUGAGGAAAAGUGAUGUAGUUCAUAUGGAACAAGAUCCAACUAUAGAUUCUAGUGGACUAGAUAUGUCAGGGAUGGAUGAGUCAGUUUCCAAAAGCUUUAGUCAAAGUUCUGUUUCGUCCUCAAGUUUGAGAACCAGUCAGAACUCUGUCACAACUCCAAGACUGGGAUCCAGUCAUACCAUUAUGCCUGGUUCCCGUUUCCAGCAAAAUUUUAGAAGAGUCGAGAGAAAUGAACAAAACAUCCAUUUUCAAGGCUGUAUUUCAAAUAACCAGACACUCAGUGUUGUGGAAAAUGUUCCGGUAUUGCAUGGAAAGUCCAGUGGAAAAACUUCAACAAGUUCACCAUCAAUGCCUAACAGAAAUGGGACACCCAUGUCACAUAACCAGGCUGGUGUCGCACUGAAGGCCGGCAGACUUGUUCUUUCAUCUAAUGAUUAUGUUUCCAGUAGAACAGGACAUAACAACCUUGGCAUCAUAUCUGAGAAAAGGGAAUUGAGUCCCAGUCAGCAGGAUAUGAAUAUUUCAGACAGUGAUGGAAAAGUUAACAAUGUGACUCCUUGUAAGGAAUACAGUGCUGCGUUUAGAGGCAAACAAAAUACCAGCAAUGGAAACAUUGAAAUAGAAGCAGAUAUGGUUACAAACAGAAUGGACAUAACUGAAACUUGUAAUGAAAACUCUGUUGAGGACAACAGAGCUUGCACAUUGAUGGAAUGUCCCACUAGCCAAGCAGUUGGUACAGAUGUUGAUGAUUGGAACUGUGAGUAUAGGGAAUUUGGCGAGUAUAAAGACCCCAGCAAAUACAGAGAUUUUGGCAAACUCCAUAAUGUAAGAAAUAUUGAUGUAUCUGGGGAAAUUGGGGAAUACAGUGAUCCAUGUGAAUAUAGAUAUUCAGGACAACACAGAAAUUUUUGUGAAUACAGAGAUCCUGAGCGAUAUAUAGAUCCUAGUGUACAUGACAUUUCCAGUGACACUGGAAUAUAUCUAGACAGCACUGUUGACAAAUGUAAGAAAGGGAGAGAACAUGAAAGAGAUUCAAGUGAUCCUUGUGAAUAUAGGGAUCCUAGUGAAUAUAGGGAUCCCAUUGAGUAUAGGGAUCCCAGUGAAUAUAGGGAUUUUAGUGAAUAUAGGGAUUCUUCAGAUAAUGAUUUUAGAUUUACCAGUGGUGGAUUUGAUACUGAAGACAUACUUCGUGCAAGAGCUGAAAUACAACAGACUUGUUUGCCUGAAACUGAUGCUGAUCAAGUAAUCACAAAAGAAAAUCCAGGUGAAAAGGAAGAUGUUAACUGUACUGCUGACUAUCAGUUUGCAGCUGAGGACUUUCAUGACAAUGAUGACUCAAUAACAAUUUUGAAACAAACAAUUUGCUCAAGAGAUUUAGAUAAAACUCAAUCUACCCGGAAUGGUGAUAUUGAAUCUGAACCAGAAUGCAGUAUUCAGCAUUCCUGUAGGAAUGUUAAUACUCUGUCAGAUUUUGAUUCCGACACUUACAAUACUCAUCCAGAAUUUCAAAGAAUAAUUGAUGAUGGUAAUAGUGGUCAUGCAGAUAUGCAUAUUGGUGGCAUGGGUGAAGGAGAUAUUGCUGAUUCUGAUCAUGGAAUAAGUAAAGACUCUAAAGAAACAAGAGUAUAUUUAGAUUUCAAUCAAUAUGACCAGGGCAAUAUCAGUAAUACUAUGGAUGAGUUUAGAGCAAGUGUUGAGAAUACAAAUACAGACCUAGCCUUUGAAAAAGCACAAGGUGCUAUGGAUUUGACAUCAGCAAGAAUUCCGCACCAACCUCCAAGAAGAUUUUUUAGUGAAGUAGCCAGUCAGUCAUCUGGCAUGACUAGAGACAGGAAAAUGUACGAGACUCUGCAAAGAGGGGUCUCUUGUCCUUCAGACAUUGUGUACGAGAAAUCUCUGGUAUUUUCAGAGGAGCACAAUAUGGUGACUAUUGCCGAUGUCUUCAGCCCAGUAUCAGAGGAAUCCAAAAUCAAAGACUUUGAGAUGGUGAACUCAGGAGAAGUAAAACCUUCAGUUAGCUUAGAUAGUACAGCAUCAUCCACAUCCAAACGUCAUUCUCUUCCCAUGUGUAGACCUGGUCAAAAUACAAAGAGAACCAGAUUUCAACGUCACACUUUUCAGCAUGGUGACAAAGCUGUCAGAUUUGAUGAAAGUUUCGAGGAGCAGCAUUCAAGGACAAUGCAAGAUUCUCCCCAAUUGCCUCCUAGAGGUAGAUUACCACCAUUGUCUUCGAGCAGUUCAAAAAAUUUGUCAAGAUGCAGAAGAUCAGAUUCAGACGUCUCCAUGCAGUCAGCGCAAGGGACACAGGUCACUGGACAUAUCUGUAAGAUUGUGGUUGGAGGAAAGUCAAGCAGGCCAGCACUAGAUGGUCUACUAGCUGACGAUAUACUCUUCACUCACUACAAUGCUGUAUUGUGCAGUUUUCCAGGCUGGUCACCACGAGAGACGGAACACACUAUUGAGAAGACAAUGAGAGAUGCUGUAUCAAGCGAUGGUUACUAUAUCCUUUGGUAUAUCCGAGGCAGGAAAAACCUCGUCCUUAGUGUCAGUUUCAGGGGAACACUUGUCCACUACAGGGUACAUACAAAAGUUCUUACUGGUAAACUACAUUAUUACAUCACUCAAGGAAGAUAUUUUGAUGACAUUAUACAGUUAUUACAUCACUAUCUGCAGUACGGCAUGAGGGCACCUGCAGGAAGUGAAGGAGGUCAUUCAGGGUCACCAGAGCACAGAAUCCCACUCAGAUGCCCUGUGCUGGUGCAGUAUGAACGUAGACCUGCUGUCAGUGUUUAGGUUUUAUACCUAUCUCUGUGCUGGUCAUUGCAGUGCAAAAUUAUUGUGUCUUAUGCAAAAGAACACUGAAUUAAGCUAACAGUAUUAAUAAUGGCAGUGAAAAAGGGUAUGGAUUUAUAUUACAAAUGUAUGUAACAUAUGUUUGUUGAAUAUAUAUACAUGUUCACCAGCGUUUAGAAUUAAUUUAAAUUGAAUAUAUCAGUGUUGAUCAUAUGAGCACAAAAAUGCCCAUUUAACCUUUACCCUGCUAAAUUUCUAUAACGGACUGGUCCAUCAUUCAAUUUGGACACAACCAUUUAUCAUUUGAAGGGGUGUUUACUGAAAAUUACUGACUGAAUAGCGAACAGUGCAGACCAUGAUCAGACUGCAUGGAUGUGCAGGCUGAUCUUGGUCUGCACUGGUUGCAAAGGCAGAAUCACUUGCCGCCAGCAGGCUAAAGGCUAAUUGUCAGAUUUGGAAGAUAGAAUGCUAUGUCAACAAGCAUAAUAAUGUGUUUUACUUGCAGCUCUUCUUUAGUUUUUGUUGAUUAGUUGUGGUUCCUUACUAUUUUCUGUACAACUUGGUCAUUUUCCUUUCUACUUAAAAAAAGGAACACAAAAAUGGUAUGGUUAAACUUGACUUUUUGUCAAUUUACAAAACACAUGUCUGUGUGAUAUGGCUGGACAUUGCAUAUCAGUUCACCUUUCCAUUUAAAUUAAGUGGGAUGGGGAGACAUGUGCUUUUACUAAAAGCAAGAUCUAGUGUUUCAUGAUUCUGUGCAGCUAAAAAUCAUUUGACAUGCAUACCGGUAUUUACAAAUAAGAAUGGCAAUUCUGUUAAACAUAAUGUAUAUUAAAAUGUUAGAUCAUUUUGAAUGACAUAUGAAUUUGUUCACAUUAUUUAUUGUUGAUUAUCACGUCUAUUACCAUCAGUUCAUCAUUUGCUGAGGCUAUUAUAAGUAAGCACAUCUCUGAUGUUCACAUGUAACAAUUGCAUUGUAUAGUAAGGUAUAGUUAUCUGUGAAACAGAUAAAGAUUUUUUUAUGAUAUUAAAACCAUUUUUGCAUAUUUUGAAAACCUUAUAUUUGCCACUGUUUGUGUUAAUUUUUGUUAUACAUCACUUAUCCACAAAAAUAUUACUGCAAUCUUCCUUUGCUCAAACUUGACGGGCUCAGCAGAAUUUGUUUGAGUUAUCAGAUAUUUGAGCUAUUGAAAAAAUAUGCACUAUACAGGGAUUCUGCCGGUACCUGACAAUGAGUUUGAGCAAAGGAUGGUGUUCAAAUUAUCCGAGUUCGAGCAAAGAAAGUUUGACUGUAUCAGAUUAAUUAGUUAUGCUGUCACAUAAUUAUUGUCUGUUAACUGUUCCAUGAUUUUUUAUCAGCAAUUUUACACAGUUAUAACAGUGUUGUCAUUUGUGCCUUAAACUGUUUGUAUUUUAAACUCACCUGAGCACACUGUGCCUGAGGUGAACUGUUUUGAUCACCUAAGGAAUAUUUUGUUUUAUAUAUUUUAAAUGCUCACAUCAUUACCAUAAAGGGCAAGUUUUAAAAUGUUACUUAAUCUAUACUUUUGAUUUAUUACUUACUGUUUUUUUUUUACAUGUAUGUUAUCUAUAUUUUUUUUACUUGUUAUUAAUAAUAAGUGUUACAAAAUAUUAUUUUUAUAGCUAAAUGUUUACACAUAUAUACUCAUUUUAUUGUACUUUUAUGCUUUUAUGUAAAUAUAAUUACUGUGAAAUCUUUGAAUUUCAUGAGAUUGAAAUUUUGUGGGUGUUGCCGAGACAGCUACUUUAUGGUGAGAUGAAUGCAAUUAACUUUUGAAGAUAAAAUGAAUGGAAGUUAUGUUUGUUCAUUGGAAUUAACCCUUCCCCUGCUUAAUUUCUGUAAUGAACUUGUCCAUCUUUCAGUUUGGACAGUACCAUUAACUGUUAAAAGGGCUGCAUACCAAAAAGGUACUGACUGAAUGGCGAACAGUACAGAUCAUGAUCAGAUUGCACAGAUGUGCAGGCUGAUCAUGAUCUACACUGGUCGCAAAGGCAGAGUCAGCCGUGUCCAGCAUGAUAAGGGUUAAAGACUCAUAAUACCUUUGUUUAUAAUGUGGCUGCAACAUUUGUUAUCAGAAUAAAUACAUUAAUUUCUUGUUAAAUUCUAUUUUCAGUAAUUGUUUUAUCUAAUAUUUGUCAAAGAUUUGAAUACCAAUUAACAUAAUAGGAAGUUCUAUUGAAUACAUUGUUUCUGAUUACCUCCCUUUACUGUUCUAGCUUUAUAAAUUCAUGUACAUUGUUGAAAGUAUUGCUUUUCUGACUAUGUGAUUAUGCAUAACAUCUGUUUCGAUCGCUGUUUCAACUGUUUUUAACAUAAAAUUUUAAGCCUUAUGGGACUUUAAAUUUUGUUUAUUGAUGCAACAACAAGACCCACGAAAUUUUGUGCCUCAUGAAUAUUAAUGAUUUCUUAGUAUACAUAUUUGAGCCGUGCCAUGGGAAAACCAACAUAGUAGGUUUGCGACCAGCAUGGAUCCAGACCAGCCUGCGCAUCUGCGCAGUCUGGUCAGGAUCCAUGCUGUUCGCUAACAGUUUCUCUAAUUGCAGUAGGCUUUAAAAGCGAACAGCAUGGAUCCUGACCAGACUGCGCGGAUGCGCAGGCUGGUCUGGAUCCAUGCUGGUCGCAAAGCCAUUAUGUUGGUUUUCUCAUGGCAUGGCUCAUUUGAUCAUGAGAAUAGGGCUUAGAAUUGUAUUCAAGGUUGCUGAUAUUGUUGAUUUUAGUGUUGUUGAAAGCUGUAUAUAGUAUUUGUUAUACAACUAACACUGAAGAAUGUAAUCUUUGAAGAAAAGUUUAGUAGGUGUGUUAUCACUAGAUAAAAUCUAAUGCUCAAAGUAUAAAAAGGCAUAUCAGUUGUUAUUCAGAGUUCAGUUGUUGUAUUAAUACUCAGAGUAUGUGGGAGAAUGUCAGUUAUGAGGUAGAGUUUUGUAGGGGUUUUAUCAUUGGACUCAAAAUAUGGGGAAAAUGUCAGUUAUGAGGUAGAGUUUUGUAAGUGUAAUUAUCACUGAAUAAAAUCUAAUACUCAAAGUAUGUGGGAGAAUGUCAUUUAUGAGGUAGAGUUUUGUAGGGGUUUUAUCACUGGAUAUAAUCUACUCAAAAUAUGGGGAAAAUGUCAGUUAUGAGGUAGAGUUUUGUAGGUGUAAUAUCACUGGAUAAAAUCUAAUACUCAAAGUAUGUGGGAGAAUGUCAGUUCUUGGGUAGAGUUUUGUAGGGGUAUUAUCAUAGGAUUAAAUCUAAUACUCUAAAUACGGGGGAGAAUGUCAGUUAAGAGGUAAAGUUUUGUAGGGGUUUUAUCACUGGAUAUAAUCUACUCAAAAUAUGGGGGAGAAUGUCAGCUAUAAAGUAAAGUUUUGUAGGGGUUUUUAUCACUGGCUGUAAUCUAAUACUCAAAGUAUGGGGGAGAAUGUAAGUUCUUGGGUAGAGUUUUGUAGGGGGGUAUUAUCACUGGAUAUAAUCUAAUACUCGAAAUAUGGGGGAGAAUGUCAGUUAUGAGGUAGAGUUUUUUGGGGGAAUUGUCACAGGAUAAUAUCUAAUGCUCAAAGUAUGGGGAAGAUUGUCAGUUGUGACCUAGAGUUUUGUAGGGGUAUUAUCAUUGGAUAAAGUCUACUGCUCAGAGUAUGCAAAAUGAUGCCAGUUUUGAUGUUGUCUUUAGUUAGUGGACAAAAUAUAAUUGAUAUCAUGAGAGAAUGCAUGCCAUGCCAUUAUAUGCAAGAUAUCACUCAAGAUGCUUUUUAUAAAUGUAUCUCAGGAUUGUUUCUAAUACCUGAAUUUCAGGAUAGAAUCUCAACUGUUUUAUCAGUAACUAUAAUAUGAUAUUAAUAGAUAGGAACAUAUACAUUUUAUUUUUGGACAGAUGCAUAAUUAAGUGUUUUAUUUGUGCACAGAAUCUCGUACCUGUUUUAAUUUUGGACAGAAUCUCUUACCUGUUUUGUCAUUUAUUAUAGUAUCAUUUUGUAGAGUACUAUGAAUUAUCUUAAGAAUUACCAAAGAGUUUCAUAGCUAGAUCAUGAAUUACUCAGAAAUGUGAAAAAACUUUAAAGUGAACAAUGACGAGAGUCUAAUUGGUUGUUUCUAAGCACAUACUUCAUAGUGAACAGUGACAAAGUUGCAUUCACAAACUCAUAUUUGGAAUUUUGAAGCCAAUUUUAAGGUAGUCUCUUCCUACACAUUUUAAGACACGUUCCCUGGCUGUUUGUUGAUAGAUGUGUUCAAGGUUUGUGAUGUAUCAUCUUUAGAUCAUGUAACUGGUUGUGUUUUACAUGUAGCAAGUAUUGACAGUGUAUUUUCACACUAUUUUUCACUCAUAACAUUAAAUAAAUUAUAAAUACUUAUAUAAUACUCAUUUUUGUAAUAUAGGUACAUGUAUGUAAUAUAUAAAUGCAUCCACUGUAACCAAGAUUUUUCUCUUCUUGCACGUUGAUAAAAUUAUUUGAUAUAAUUAUGCCCCCUUUGAAGAAAUUGUAUACUGUUUUAUUAACAUUGGUCAUUAUGCCUGUCUGUUAAAUAUGUGGAAAUUCUUGGGAACUUCUUAGGAUGAUUGCCUGUGGUCAGUACAUUAAGUGUCAAGGUCAUAGUGACCACUUUCCUAUCACUAACUGGAAAACACUUUGGCAUACAGCCUUCGAACUUGUUUUUAACUAUUUCCAAUGGCCAUUAGGAUGAUGGUCAGUAUGUCAAAGGUUGAAGAUGGUUAAAAGUUUAAGACUAAAAACAAGUUUUAGUUUAUAACUGGAGAAGACUUGAACUUACAGCAGUGAGACUUCAUUGGGUUUUCCCUCUUUGACAGAAGCUCCCAUGUUGUUUCAGCAAACAGUAUGUCAGAGUUCAAGAUCGCAGUGACCUUGAGAUUGAAAAGGGUCUCUAUUCAUUAACAGGAGAAUGUUAAGGCCUAUGGACAUCAAACUUCAUGGGGUAAUUGUCCGUAUUCUGUAGAUGACCCCAGUUCAAGGAUAAUGAGGCCAAAGGCAAUGCUUACUGUGACAUUGUUGCUGAAAACUAUUUCCUGUCCAAUAACUUGAAAAACUUUUAAAGGUUAACUGAAGUAUGACAUCAAAGGAUGACAUCCUGUCGUCAGUAGAUGACUCGAAACUUUUUUUGGUUCAUUAGGUCAAAGGUCACUGAUGCCUCAUAUCUGAGACUGAAAAUUACAUACAGGGUUAUUCUUGACAGGUCGUCUUGAGGAGAAUGUGUUCUUUAUUACAACCAGCAUUGGUUUGAAAUAAAAUUGAAAGUUAUUUUACUUUUGUGUUUUUUAGUUUUUCUUCAUACAUAGUAAGUUUAUUAAAAAUUUGAUUAAAUUUUGACUUGUUUUAAAACUUAAGGUCAUUUAUUUUAGAUAAAUACUCUGAAGAUUAGAACUUCUUUUUUACAUUUUUGUAGUAAUACAGGGUAAGCAACAUUUUCUAGAAGUCACCAUGUCAUGAACAUUUUUUGUUGGUGAGACUGAACACUGCAAAAAAUGUACAGCAAGCAUUGACGAUGAGAUGAAGUGGUAUGUUAAUAUCAUAACAUCGUAUAGAGAGUGAAACACUACUAUCUCAGUAAAACACGUGCUAAAAUUAGUCUCCCUAUUCGUCAACACUUCUGUCAUUCUUUUAUGUUGAAAGAAUUUUUGGCUUGGUGAAGGCCUUGAAUAUAGUUUGUAUGAAAUUCCUCUCAUAUUCUGCUGAUCGGGUUUGAAACAAACUUUAAGUGAAUAUUCCAUGAAAAUGACUGAAGGAGAAGACACAUGGUUUUACAUGCAGUAGUCUCCUGUAUAGGUUUAUUGUUAACGUAUCAUAUUUACUGGCUGUAAAUGUUAUUAUGAACUGUUUGUUACUGGUGUUAUUGAGUUUUGUUUUAAUUGUUAUAUUCAUCUAUUCUGCUAUUUACUCUUGUUACUAAGUAUAUUAUUAAAUAAACUAUUAACAAAAGCUUUA
This is a messenger RNA of Mercenaria mercenaria, 9617 nucleotides long. RefSeq lists its product as uncharacterized. Gene Ontology annotation, biological process: signal transduction. The transcript has 8 exons. NCBI's taxonomy places the organism in Eukaryota, Metazoa, Mollusca, Bivalvia, Venerida, Veneridae. Bases 348 to 3683 code for a protein of 1111 amino acids. The record is from RefSeq and is a predicted model, not a curated record. Gene Ontology annotation, molecular function: protein binding.